ACUGAGCAUGCUCUUGUAUGAUCACGUAAAAUGGCGCGUACUGUGAAACUCAGAGGAGGUUUUGAAUAUUCGAACAUUUAAUCGGAAUUAUAUAAUAAUUUAGCAACUCAGUAUCGAUAGAGAAAACCUGAUGGCAACCCUUAUACAAAAUGGAAAUGAAGUAAUUCAGGAAAACAGAGAUCAUCGGAGCGAAAGUGUCCGUAAUGUUGUGGAUUUAACAAGAGGCACCAGUGAUGAAGUGCAAGACAUGGAAAUAGAGACGAACAACGAACAGCAAACUCUGAAUCAGGCAGAAAACACAAGCACACAGCCAGUGAGAGAUGACGUUCACGUGCAGGUGCUACAACAAAAUGCAACUCCUGUGGUUGGAAGAACUGUUCAAGUCUUGGAGAGUUUACCGGUGAAUUCUCCUGAUGAAUUUCAAAACAAGGCUUCAAAAUCUUCUAAGACAAGGUCUUCAAAGGCUAUAAAGUCACCUCUAAAAUCACCCGAGAAAGACGACGAUGUAAGUUUAGUAGGAGCCAUUUGUUGUUGUCAAACACUCAGAGAAUUUAAGUACAUUUAUCUCUUCCUGUCCGAGCCUAAAUGGAGGGUUGCAGAAGCCCAGAGUCCAUGACUUCUGAUAAAGUUGUAGUUUCUCUCUCUAAACUGUCUUAUGUUUGCUUAUGAAAAAGCAGGAGAAGCUCAAUGCAUGCACCUAUUCAUCAUUAAGGAAAUACUAAUCAUGCUUUUCCUUUUAUUAGUCGCAGUGUUGUCCAAUUUGUUUUGAACCUUGGUCAAACUCAGGUUCACACAGACUCUCCUCACUUAGCUGUGGACAUUUGUUUGGAAGAAGGUAAAUACUUUUAAGAUUGUUGAACAUGAGGGUAAAAAUCAGUCUAUAAAGGUGACAUGCAAAAUAUCAGGCAAUCUAACUCAAGAAAAAAUAGCCCCGGUUGGUGGAAUGUAGUAAGCAGGCUGAGGUGGCUCCCUCCAGUGUUGAACAGCACGAAAACAAUGUUAUAGACUAAUCAUAUGGAAUUUUGUUCUGGCCACAAUACCUUUAAUCUCACUGCUGGCUCAACACUCUCUUCCAUGAGAGCCAAUGUGAAACCGAGACAAGAAAAUGGUGCAACACUCCAUCACAAGAGCUUGCUUACCGGGUGGUAAAACGGUAAUUCACUCCACCUAAAUCUAAACUAUUUGCUUGACUUUAAAGUUACAAAAAUUGUACUUAGGAAACACAUUUCUCACAUUUUGUUUUUGCCAUUUUCUCAUUAUGUUAACUACUGAGAAAGACAGAAAUUCAUGAUAACCCAAAGAACUGGUAGGAGUAAAUUUUCCAGUGAGUAGAUGAUGGAGUAAAAUCCUGGGGGAGGGGGUACUCCUGGGAAUUCUUGGUUCUUGGUGGGGGUGUGCUGCCUGGUCCUCCAAAUCCUGACCCUAUUUAAGACCAAAAAAGGAUAUUUUCCACACCCAUUUGCAGACAUAGCCUCUAAAAUGCAUACCUGUUUACCGACCUAGAGGUGGGCACAAAACGCAUCAUUAUAUGUAUACGUGGAAGAGAAAUUAUGUCAUCAUUGCUGGGAUUAAAACUGUAAAAAAAAAAAAGAUUUCUAAAAAAGAAUUCAUUUCAAAUUCCUAUAUCACUCUUUCUUUCUUAUAUAUUUAGAAUUGAAACAACAAACGCAUUGAUACACAACCGUAGUUCCUUCAUAAACCAUACCUGAUUACAGACCAAAAUGGGCAAAAUCUAUUCUUGUUUUCAGACCAAAAUGGCACAAAACCCCCUACCCUUUAGGGCAGCACAUACCUAUUUGGCUUAUAAAAGGAAGUACCGCCCUCCCCCUGGGAGUAAAAUGCUCCAGUCAGUAGUUAUUCAGUUUUUAUCAAGCAAUUUUGAUGUACUUGGGUAGUUCACCUAUGGAUUCUAGGUUUGAGCUGAAUCCAGGGAUCAACAUAGUUUUAUGCUGCAGGAUAUCAGGACUAUCGGGGUCGAUUUGCAAGAUGAGAUCAGUGGGCAAAAAUAUUCUUUCUUAUGAUUCUGUAUGAAACAAGCCUGCUGGAAAAUACACACAAACUGGAUAAUGAAAACGUGGAACCUGCUAUCGAAAUAGUCCAGUCGUAGUUUGUUUACCUUUAGUCGAGUUAGGCUGGCUGCUGAAAACAGUCAGCUGAAAGGAACACUCAACGCAUAUAGCUCAACCAUGGAAAAUAUACCUAAACCUACUGCAUAUAGGCCCCCUAGUUAUAUCUGAUAAUGAGCACCCUCCAGAUAAUAAUUAUUAUAGGCCCCCCUCUUACUUGUAUUGGAACAAAGUUGAUUUAUUAUAAUAUUGUUUUGACCCAGUGGCCUCCCAAACGUGCAGUGUAGUUUGCAGAGCAAUCACUAAUGGAUUCAAUUGUCACGUGAUAAUUUAUUUAUAUUAUUAUAUUAUUAGUGAACACAGUGUAUGGGAGUAUGUUUGACCUGAGGAGACUGUGAAGCCGUCAGUUGGUAUUAAAAUGCUAAUUGCCUCAUAUCUUUUCAACAGUUGUAUUGAAAGAUGGUUAAAGGCAAAAGGCGGAAAUGACAAAUGUCCACAGUGUAAUGCACCAGCAAAGAAAAAAGACAUCAGAAACAUUUACACCAAAGCAAUAAAGUCUAUAGAUACAACUGAACGUGACAGGGCACUUGCAGAUUUGGAGAAAGAGAAAGAUGCUCGUCAGAAAGCAGAGGAAAGGGAAGCUCGAGCUCUCUUGCAAUAUCAGUUGGCUAAAUCAGAGUGCGAAAGAAUAACAACUCAGCUUAGGAAACAAGAGCAACUGGUUUUAAAUUUACAGACACAAAGGCAAGAAAUGACAUUGUAAUAUUUUUUUUCAGUAUGACCUACAUGUAGGUGACUGUAUUUUACUGACCAGGGCUCAAAAUUGCGACUAAUACAGUCACCUGAAUGCGACUGACAUUUUCUCCUUGGCAACUUUAAAUACUGGUUUAGUUGUCUCUUUGGCAACCAGAUUUCUCUAUGAUCUAGGUUUAGAUUUUAAGAGUGUAGUUAAAACAAACAUUUCAUCUUAUUUUGCUUUGCUUUUGUUAUAAAAAAUGCGCCAAAUUGCAUAAACAAAGCCACUUUACCUCGAAAUUUAUACCAACUUUUGUCCGUGAUAUUUUCAAACAAACAAAUCUGGUGGAUAGCGCCAUACACUGUACUAUGAGACGUGUCAUUUAAAUUAUACAAACUGGCGACUAAAAAUUUUCAUCUGGUGACUAUAUUUCUUCAGUUGGUUGCCAAAAGGCCUGCUGACAAUGUUAAACUUCUGAGUGUACAGGCUGUUGUAAAAAUAUCUUUGUAAUUAACAUUUUCCUUUUUUUGGCUGAAGGCAAACUACAUUGUUUUACACCUUAACCCUCACCUCAAGAAAGAUUGAGAGGUAUAGGGUUACAAACCCCAGUGCAUCUAUGUGACUCUAACUUGAGUCUGUGAACAAAAACCUUCUAAAAGCUACAAAUUUCAUUGAAAUUGAUUGUCUUUGCUUUUACUUUUGACUUCAAACUCUAUACAGGUCACUGCUGUGCAGUAGAUGCAAUUCUGAAACUGAAGGAGCAUCAGGUGGUAUAAGAACAUAUGGUCAGAGCACUGCAAGUCAGAGCUCACUAUCGCAGAACUCUUAUAUCCUUCAAACCUCCUUUCAAAUUGCACAGGUACAGUGUACUUGUUUUGAUAGGUUCACUGUAUGCUAUGAAUGAAUAUGCUACCUUUUUAAGAAAAAUUUAUAAGAUUGUGUGACAGUUCAAAAUUUUUUUAACCUAGGUUGAUUCUGUGCUUCCUUUGUCUCCUAUGCGUAGUCCUAAUUCAUGAAUAAUGAAUGGCACAUACUUUUUGGUUUGAUUUUCAAUUUUUGCAGGAUUGAGCUCAUUAUUGGUAGACUUCAACUUCUUUUGACGUGACAAACUUGGUUCUGUAUUUUUUAAAACUGAUUUCUGUUUUGUUUUUAAAAAAUAAUUUUCUCAAAAAGUUCCGUUUUAUUAUUAUUAAGACUAGUAUAGGUCAUAUAGCCCUGCAAGUCUACACAGUUGUUGCAUCUGAAUGAAGAGUUCCACAUACAAGCAAUAUUAAAAUGCAAAAAAUUUUAAAUAAUUUCCCUUUACAGAAUGGUUUAAGAGUGCUUGCAUUUGACAGACAUCAUGCCAUGUUGGUGGUAUCAAAACCGUCACCCAACAAUCUUUUUCCUGGCUACGGCAUUGUAAAGGUAAAGUUAAAUAUUAGCCUCCAAAAAUAUCAUUAUGUCUCUCUCAAAUUUGUAGGCUUGCAAUAUCUGCAUAUAAAGGUUUGCUUUGUAACGUACUUUAUGCUGCAGUCAAGCAUUUUUCUGACUGAGCAAAUUUUCAAGAAAAUACCUGUAUUUCUGUCCAAUUCAGGUGAGCUCUUUGGACUCCAAACAUUGUGAGUUUGUACGUAUUCACCAGAAGCCUCUGCGUGAUGUGGCAUUUAGUUGCCGUGGUGAUGGCUUACUGCUGACAGCUGGAAUGGACAAGACUGUCAGAGUCACAAGUAUGCUAAGUAACGCUGUUGUACAGACGUAAGUUAGGAAGAAUUGUGCUUUACUUUCAUCUUCAUUAAACUACAUGAUUGUAUAAUGUAGCUAUUAUGAUGGUAACUCCUAAAACACAAUUUAAGGCUUAUGAAGCAAGACAACAACUGCAUGUGCAUCAUGCUUUUGUGCAUCCCUGCACAAUGACCAAAUCUUUUAAGACACAGUCCUCUCCUUUCAGCUCCAACCUAAUUUCCCUUCUUCUAGGUAAAUGGGUGGCAUGGAAAACUGACAAAAAAAAAAAAUUGAAAGGAAGUGAAGUGUGUUUUUAGUGACAUUUCAGGCUUGGCUUUCGUGAAAGCUUUAACUCAUUGUUAUAUUAAUGAUUAAUGUUAUUAAGUACGUAGUUCCUAGGUUGUUAUAGUUUUACUGUAAAUUAUUAAUUUUAGCUAUAUAUAUAAUUUUUUACUUAUAAAUAUAAAUUAAAAUAUAAUUUUCAGUUUUUUAAUAUUUAUAUCUAGUGUCUCCAAUUAGCUUCAUUAGCUAAAUACUCUUGACAUGUAAAUAAAAUUCAUCAUCAUCGUCAUCAUCAUCAUCAUUAUAGUGACGCCAUUGUUGUAAGGUCCUUACUGGGAUGCACAGUGCAGCAAUUUAUCAUUUGCGGUUACAUUGUACAUUCAAGUUUAAAAUUUGAAGAUCCUUAAUAGAUAGGAGAAGUCGUUAUGUCACGUUGCCAUGGUAGCAAAAUUUUUGGAUGACAACAAACCGAUAAAGUCACUUUAUAUUAAUAGUCUCUUUGCACUAUUUCAAACUUCACCGAUCUUAUUCAGUUUCAUUUAAUUUGGCAAAUCUUGGCGAAAUUUUCUUUGGGACUGUAUCUAUCAUCAUCUAAGUUUAGAAAAAGAAAGCAACAAUUUUUUUGUUGUGUUCACCUACUCAAUAAAGCGGGCUCGUGAAAUUAGGAAGUUUCAUGUCAUAGUGCUCCAACAACGGCAAAAAAAUGUACAAAAUAGCGUGAUGCAAGUGCAAAUUAAGUUGUUGUUUGCUAAAUAUAUUAUAUAAACAUUAUUUUUUGCCGUUCUCCUUGCCAUCGCCAUUGUUGUUGGGUUUGUUGACAUAGAGAAAUAAUGCUACUGUGGUAAUGUGACGUCACACUUCUCCUCUCUAUACAGGUCAGUAAUAAUAAUAUCAGUAAUACCGGUAGCUAAUUGUCCUUGUUUUGUUUUGAUCAGAUGGAUAUCUUCAAAUAAUAUUGGUUAAUGAUUUCUAUUAACCCUUUAAACCCAAAGAUCAACAUUUGAAUUCUCGUUUGUUGCCCCUAUUCAUUUCCUACAGAAGUCGUAGGGAGAAGUUGAUAAAAUAUCGAGCAAAUUCAUCUUGUGUGAUCAUGUCUGUAAUUCUCAUGACCACUUUUUUUUUUACAAAGCAUUGAUAUUACAAGGAGAAAUUUGAUGCUGAUCACUCUUAGGGCUUAAAGGGUUAACCAUUUAAUCAUUGAUUUACAAUAACGAGAACUAAUGAUCAAUGUUUGCUCAAUUUUAGUUAUAACACACCAGCCCCAGUCUGGUCUUGUGCCUGGAAUGAUUAUGAUACCAAUUAUAUCCACUGUGGCCUGCAGAAUGGCACUUGUUUGAUAUUUGAUGUCAGAAAUACAGACACCUAUCUAAAGAGUCUUCAGAAUGCAACUGGAGGCUCCUGUCCUGUCAUCUCUGUCGCUCAUGUGUCACCUGACCCAAAUGGUGAUCUAAGGUAAUGUCACUGUGUAACUAUUAAAUACUAUUAACACUGUAGCAAAGAAAAAUUCAUGUUAUUUUAACAAAUCAACAACAAUUUUCCAUGGUCUGUCUUCUUAUUGACCAUAGAAAUGAUGUCAAAAUGUUCACAACCCAAGUGAAACUGUGAGUGGUUUCACUGCAAUGUUUUGAACAUUUUUAUAUAAUUUCUAUGGUCUGUAAGAGUACAGACCAUGGAGAAUUGUUGUUGAUUUGUUUUUUGAAAUAACAAAUGAUUGGCAGUUUUCAUGUCCAUUUCUGUGUAAGUUUCUUGGAAAAUCAUGCACGCCAGAAAGAGAAAAACAAUUUGCCCUAUCAUCACAUCAUUUCCAUGGCCUGUACUCUUAUCAAACAUAGCUCACGACUAAUAAGCUUGCAAGAAAUCUCCCAGUUAUGGCAAGAACUCGGUUUCUGCCAUGGAGAGAUACACUGUAGAAUCAUGUUUAAAGCAAAAUAAGUUUCAACACUGUGACUAUUACCAAGGUUUCCCUUAAUUAAUGUGACGGUUACUGUUUGUUGUAUCGAAUAAACUCAUUGCAACUAUCUUUUCCCCAAUUUGAUUUUUGCGAUUGAAGAUUGCAUGAAAAGACCUAUUAAAUUAUACAAUAUAUUGUAUUGUGGUCUUGGUUGCUGUUGUGGAACCAUUUGUUUAGGUUCUGUAUUGUCCACUCUAUCUCCUUGUAGGCCCGGAGGAAUACUUGUGUGCAAGUUGGAGGGUGCGUCAUUCUGGGAAAAAACCACUGGAGCUGAUUACCUACCACAUCAACUGACACUGCCUGAAGGUACUUAGAAAGCAGAUUGAAGGUUUUAGCACGGUCUUAAUCAAUGUAACAGUUCAGCUUUUUUGUAUGAAUAAUUUUAGGACAUGUACAUAGUGCAUGAUAUGCACUAUGUGUAGACUACACUUUGUCAAAAUCUAAUUGGUUGUAGUGUCAGGGUAUUUAAACCUGUCACAUUGUCUUUUCUCUUGUACAGUUUCAAAAUAAAUGUAAACCUUGUUUAUUUCACUUUUGCUAUGGUUCUUUGUUGACACUUCACCUGAGCUCUUUCUUUUUUUAAUAUCCAGAGGGUUCAAAGCAUGCAAAUGUCAAUUGUUCAGGUCUAGAACUUAUUUGGGUAUGAUUACAUUCAUACAUUCCAUUCAUUGUUCAGGACAGGUGGAUCCAUAAAAAGCUGAAAGUACCAUAACAACUGCUCAAAAGAAGUGACCUUCUGAAAGAAACAAUAAAAUUUCACAGGUGUUUGGAAAUCAUGAAAGUAGCGAUCCCUCUCUGAAAAUAACCAUCCCCUGAAAAAGGGAAGGUUUACCUACCUAAACACUGAAUACAGUGAAAGUGAUAAUACACAUGUAAGUAAUUUUGAUUUUGAAAAUGAUUUUGUGUUUAUUCCAGGAUCCUGUACAAGUCUGUCAUUUGAACCAUCAACUCGACACUGUAUGUUCUCUCUUCGCCCUUCCAAGAACUUUCCUCAUACAAGACAUUUGGUACGUUUGUUAACAUUGAUCAAACAAGAUGUGUUCUUGUAGACACCAUUCCAUCAUACAGAGUCAAACCAUGGGAAUAUAAUAUUAUUGUAUAAUAAAUAUAUGAUUAUUUUUUGAAUUGUGGUGAAUUUUCUUUAGGUUUGCCAGUUACAAGGAAAUGGUGUAGGGGUGUCUACAGCUCGGGCUGAAGCUGAAAGAUCUGCAGAUGCAGAGACCACUGAACAGGGUAUGUAAGACUUCUUGGCCUUUUCAUUUCUUAUAGCCCUUGUUCAAAGGAAUAUUACAACAUACAGAAAGAAGAACUUGAUUAGGUGAUGUGACCCUUGUGAUACCAAAAAAAGCAAAUUAAGGGCCUCUUUACAUGAGCCCAGUAUAACACAAUGGCCCGCUUACUGGGAUGAAUUAUGCCUUGGGUUCCUAUGAGAAAUUUAAGCCCAGGAUCCGAGUUAAGAAAAGGCCAAACAUCCUGGGGACAACUUCUGGCACAAAUUCAAGAAAAAAAGUAAACAUGGCAAAACAAAAAUUUACUUGUAUAACUCUCCAGCCUGUCAUAGCUUUGGCAACUCUAAUGGCUGAAUAGGAUGCUUAUGAUGUGGAAAAUAAAGCAGGCAAACCAAGACGAUGUCAUCCGGGCUGCCAAAUUAACCCGCUUUCAUCCUGGUAACCAUGCUGAAGUGUGCAUAAGGCAAAAUUUUCCAGCCUGCUUACCAAGAUCCUGGAUAGAUCAGAUCUUGGGAACUGAGCCAGCCUGUGCUCUCAUAUGAACACAUCAAAUAUUUUACCAGGGAUUAAGGGGUAAGGCAAUAUCUUGGAAACCGAUCCAGCCCAGUCAACCAGGCUCUUGUAAAGAGGCCCUAAAUUUCUUCAUAUUUAGACAGUCCAUACAGUCUGUACAUAGGAUACUAAAGACUUGAAUGCAGACUGCAAAACAGUCUGCUUUUUUCUCAAAAUCGGUUUUUUGACAUGCCCACAUGGGAUUUUUGCCCGUAGGGCAUGUGAGGCGAAAGAGUCUCACACUUUUUCCCCUUGCUCCAGGACUUUCGUUUGAUUGCUCCCCCAUUCUUGACCUGCAAAGUAUUAUUAUGCAAAAAUAUGGGCUGUUUUGCAGUCUAACUUGAAUGUACAGUGGAUUUUUUAACUUGAAUUCUACUAAAAGUUGAAGGCAAUUCAACAGAAAUAAAGGGGCUCCUUUGAAAAAUAGAGUUCAGCACUCCAACAGUGAUUUGAUUUUUAAAAUUUACUUGACAGAAGCCAGUCUCUGUACAUGUCAACCCAUCAAUCAGUGUGUGGGUGGCCCUACACAGAAACUUCUAAGCAAAUCAAGAUUAUUUACCAGCCCAGAUGAUCAUAACACCUUGAUGGUGGCUGCUGGCGACGAGAGCUCCUCGUCGGUAAGUGAUAUGGACAGGUAACACAAACUAAGUUGUUGUCAAUUUGUUUGUUACAAUAACAUUGACAGUUUUAAACAUCCAUUACUAUUGAAGUUUCUCAGAAAAUUGCACAAGGACAAUCCCACAAAGACAAAAAGACAGUGUUUCACAAUCAUGUCAUUUCUAUGGUCUGUACUCUUAUCAAACAUAGCCCUUGACCAAUAGACCUUUUUACCGAUACAGCGGCCAUAUUGAAUUAAUUUAAAUUAAUUUAAUUAAGGAGUAUUAUAGGAUGUCCAGGGGGCACGAGCACAUUUCAUUUGUAUUUUCGGGCGCUUUUGGGACAUUUUUUCUUAAACUUUUCUUAGAAUGAGAUUGUAAUGGGAAAAAAGAUCCCUGUGCCAUGUUUGGAUGUGGUAAUGAUCGCCUUUUUCCCGAGAAAUAUACAGUGAAAGACCAUAUUUCUAAUACUAAACUAGAAAAAGGCGAUCAUUAUUACAUCCAAACAUGGCACAAGGAUCUUCUCUCUCAUUACAAUCUUAUUCUAAGAAAACUAAGAAAAAAUGUCCUGAAAAGCACUCAAAAAUACAAACGAAAUGAGCUCAUGCCCCCUGGGCAUCCUAUAAUACUCCUUAAAUCGAAUUAAUUGAAUAUGGCCACUGUAUCGGUAAAAAGGUCUAUUGGAAUAUGAGAAGUUACUCAGUUAUUGAAAAAUUACAUCUAGAAAGCACACAGCAAAUGCAAUUCAAAUUACGGACAUUUGGUUUCCUUGUAGACUUUAAUAUGGAAUGGAAGGAAUGGAAGUCAGCUACAGAAACUACCCAACCAAGGAAAAGAGACUUUAGAUGUUCUUCCAUUUGCUGCUAACGGAAGUGACUUUCUGGCCACAAUUGAUGAACAGAAAUUAACCGUGUACAAGUGGCAACAUCUAUAAUGGACACCAUAUUAAAAUUGAAGUAAUUGAAUGAAACCCUGUGGAAAUGUCUCGCCAGGAAGAUAAUAACUUUGACCUUGUCAUUUAUU
This is a messenger RNA of Porites evermanni, 10139 nucleotides long. The record is from the annotation of a GenBank genome assembly. NCBI's taxonomy places the organism in Eukaryota, Metazoa, Cnidaria, Anthozoa, Scleractinia, Poritidae.